AUGGGUAAGUUGGAAAGAGAAUAUUUUGAGGAUGUGCAGGGCGGUUUUUUGAUGGAUACAUACAGCAGAGGUGAGCAGGAGAUGAUAUUGAUGGAUGGUAGAGGCAUUAACUUCACUGUUGAACAGAUCAGAGCUUUGAUGAACGAUGUUACGAACGUUCGUAACAUGUCCGUCAUUGCGCACGUCGAUCACGGUAAAUCCACAUUGACCGAUUCUUUGGUCCAGAGAGCCGGUAUUAUUUCAGCCGGUAAAGCUGGUGAGGCCAGAUACACGGAUACCCGUAAGGAUGAGCAAGAGAGAGGUAUUACGAUCAAGUCCACGGCCAUCUCGCUUUAUACCGAGAUGUCGGAGGAUGACUGCAAGGAGAUCGAGGGCGAGACCAAGGGCAACAAGUUCUUGAUCAACUUGAUCGACUCGCCAGGUCACGUUGACUUCUCUUCUGAGGUUACUGCCGCAUUGAGAGUCACAGAUGGUGCAUUGGUUGUCGUUGAUACCGUUGAAGGUGUGUGUGUGCAAACAGAGACUGUGUUGAGACAGGCUCUUGGAGAGAGAAUCAAGCCAGUUUUGAUCAUCAACAAGGUGGACAGAGCUAUCUUGGAGUUGCAGGUUGACAAGGAGGAGUUGUACCAGACCUUCUCGAGAACUAUCGAGUCCGUUAACGUUAUCAUCUCCACUUACCAGGAUGAGGCCUUGGGAGAUGUGCAGGUUUACCCAUACAAGGGCACCGUUGCCUUCGGUUCGGGUUUGCACGGUUGGGCAUUCACAAUUAGGGAGUUUGCCGACAAGUACGCCUCGAAGUUCGGUGUUGACAGAAUCAAGAUGAUGAACAGAUUGUGGGGAGACCACUACUUCAACCCUAAGACCAAGAAGUGGACCAACAAGGCAGUUGACCACAAGGGUAACGCAUUGACGAGAUCGUUCGCCAUGUUCGUCUUGGACCCUAUCUACAAGCUGAUCGGAACCAUCAUGAACGGAAAGACCGACCAGGCCAAGGUGAUGAUCGAGAAGUUGGGCAUCCAGUUGAAGGGAGAUGAGAAGGACCUCGAGGGCAAGCAGUUGAUGAAGGUUGCCAUGAGGAAGUUCUUGCCUGCUGCCGAUGCCAUGUUGGAGAUGAUCGUCUUGCACUUGCCAUCUCCAGUUACCGCCCAGAAGUACAGAGCUGAGCUUUUGUACGAGGGUCCUAAGGACGAUGCCAACUGCACAGCCAUCAAGAACUGUGAUCCUACUGCCGACUUGAUGUUGUACGUGUCCAAGAUGGUUCCUACCUCCGAUAAGGGUAGAUUCUACGCUUUUGGCCGUGUCUUCGCCGGUACCGUUAAGUCUGGUAUGAAGGUGAGAAUCCAGGGUCCAAACUACGUUCCUGGCAAGAAGGAGGACUUGUUCAUCAAGGCAGUUCAGAGAACCGUGUUGAUGAUGGGUCGUUUCGUCGAGGCCAUCGACGACUGCCCUGCCGGUAACAUUGUUGGUCUUGUUGGUAUUGACCAGUACUUGUUGAAGAGUGGUACCUUGACCACAUCCGACGCCGCCUACAACUUGAAGGUGAUGAAGUUCUCUGUGUCGCCAGUUGUCGAGGUUGCCGUCGAUGUCAAGAACGGAAACGACUUGCCAAAGCUUGUCGAAGGUUUGAAGAGAUUGUCGAAGUCGGACCCUUGUGUUUUGUGCAAGAUGUCCGAGUCCGGAGAGCACAUUGUUGCAGCCACCGGAGAGUUGCACUUGGAAGUCGUCUUGCACGACUUGGAGUACGAUCACGCAGGUGUUCCUUUGAAGGUGUCUCCUCCGGUCGUCUCGUACAGAGAGACUGUUUCCGAGGAGUCCUCAAAGGUGGCCUUGUCCAAGUCUCCUAACAAGCAUAACAGAAUCUACUUGAAGGCCGCACCUUUGGACGAGGAGUGCACCGUUGGCAUUGAAAAGGGUGACAUCGAUGUCAGAUCUGAUGUCAAGGUCAGAGCCAGAAAGAUGGCCGAUGACUACGGCUGGGAUGUUGCCGAUGCAAGAAAGAUCUGGUGCUUCGGUCCAGAUGGCCAGGGUCCAAACGUUGUCGUUGACCAAACCAAGGCCGUUCAGUACUUGAACGAGAUCAAGGAUCACGUCAAUGCCGGUUUCCAGUGGGCCACCAAGGAGGGUCCAGUUCUCGGUGAGCAGAUGAGAGGUAUCAGAUACAACAUGCUCGAUGUCACUUUGCACGCCGAUGCCAUCCACAGAGGUGCCGGUCAGAUAAUGCCAACCAUGAGAAGAGUUACUUUCGCCGCCAUGUUGUUGGCCGAGCCUAGAAUCCAGGAGCCUGUGUUCUUGGUCGAGGUUCAGUGUCCUGAGUCUGCCAUCGGUGGUAUCUACUCUGUUCUUAACAAGAAGAGAGGUCAGAUCGUCUCCGAGGAGCAGAGACCUGGUACUCCACUUUUCACAGUCAAGGCCUACUUGCCUGUUAACGAGUCCUUCGGUUUCACCGGUGAGUUGAGACAGGCUACCGGUGGUCAGGCUUUCCCACAGAUGAUCUUCGAUCACUGGUCCACCAUGCUUGGUGACCCAACCGACAAGUCCAACAAGGCUGGUCAGAUCGUCUUGGACACCAGAAAGAGAAGAGGUUUGAAGGAUGAGGUUCCGGGUUACGAGGAGUACUACGACAGAUUGUAA
Molecule: messenger RNA, 2631 nt
Organism: Brettanomyces bruxellensis
Lineage: Eukaryota; Fungi; Ascomycota; Pichiomycetes; Pichiales; Pichiaceae
Gene: EFT1
Product: Elongation factor 2
Exons: 3
Coding region: 1-2631 (876 amino acids)
Biological process (GO): translational elongation
Cellular component (GO): ribonucleoprotein complex; cytosol
Molecular function (GO): translation elongation factor activity; ribosome binding; GTP binding
Source: RefSeq, a predicted model, not a curated record